UACACUGCCAUGUGUGGAUAACAGGACUAACAGGAUACCAUCUCCACUAGUCUACUGAACCAUAAUAGCCAGUAACUCGAUAUAUAGAACUAGCUACCACACUCAUAUUGCUACUGUGUGUCCUCUCAGCCCCUAAGAGAAUGUAUGGCUUGUUGCUCGACUCUAUCCAGAAGUUUAUAACUGAGAACUAUGGAGAGCGUUGUUGGGAGACUGUGCGUCAGAAAGUGGGUCUCAAGAAUCGCUGGUUUGUGACACACGAGGUCUAUUCUGACCAAGUGAUGAGAGACCUUGUAGCGGCAGUAUCUGUGGAGCUAGGGCAGGAGCCAGCCAUUAUCAUGAGACUGUUUGGAGAGUACUUUGUUCAGAGUGUUGGACAGUACGGUUAUGCUCGACUAUUGCGAGUGUUGGGACGAGAUUUGAGGGAUUUCCUGAAUGGAUUGGAUGAUUUACACGAAUAUCUUCGAGUCUCUUAUCCCAAGAUGAAGCCACCAUCGUUCUAUUGUGAGCAGGAGACAGAGCAUGGGAUGCUUCUUCACUACACCACUUCUAGGAAAGGAUUUAUAGAGUAUGUGAUUGGUCAGUUGAUACGUGUGGGUCAGAUCUAUGGCAAGCAGUUGGAGGUGGUCCAGAAGUCACUAGAGGAAACUGGGAAUGAGUUGCACUAUGUGUUAGAGCUGCGCUUUGACAAUAGAGAAUUGCUCUAUCACAAUCAACCCACAAUUUCCAAACUGCAGACCUUUUCCGUUGAUUCUGAGACAUUUCUGACAGCGUUUCCAUUCUGUUUUGUGUAUGAUAAGGAGCUUGUUAUACAGUGGGUAGGCAGGAAGCUUGAGCUGGUGCUACCAGGACUGGCUGGUAGAAGGUUGGCUCAAGCAUUCACACUGCAGAAGCCACACUUUUACUCUCCCUCAUGGAGUCAGAUAUGCUCCCGUUGCAACACUGUGUUUGAGCUAGUAUCCACAGAGCCAGUGACUAGAGCCCAUGCUCUGGACAGCAUUGAGCUAGAACCCUCCAACCCUCCAUUACUCACACUUAAGGGAGAGAUGCUGUUGCUCAAAGAAACACAAUCCAUUGCCUUCCUCUGCUCUCCUGUGCUUGAGAGUCCAGAGGAUCUUUAUCAGAGUGGCAUCUUUAUCAACGAUCUCUCGAAACAUGACUCUAGUCGAGACUAUGUUCUGGCUGGAUCUCGACAAAACCCAGAACUCAAUCUAGCACUCCACCAGGAAAAGAUACGUAGUCAUCAACUAGAGGAGAGCUCUCGUAAAACAGAUCAACUGCUGUUUCAGAUGAUACCCAAGCCAAUCGCAGAUCAGCUGCGCAGUGGAGAGACUCCACUCAACACAUGUAGAGAGUUUGAACAUGUAUCUGUGUUGUUCAGUGACAUUGUCUCCUUCACUCCAAUGUGCUCUAGACUCAGACCAAUGGAGGUGGUGUGUGUGUUGAAUGCCAUGUGUGUGGCAUUUGAUGGUCUUUGUGAUACACAUGGUGUGUACAAGGUGGAGAUGAUUGGUGAUGGGUACAUGGUCAUAUGUGGAGCUCCUGAAGCACAGCCGAGACAUGCUCUCUUCAUUACUGACUUUGCAUGCUCUAUAAUCGAUGCCACAUCCAAAAUCAAUGAUCCAUCCACAAACCAGCCGCUAGAAAUAAGAGUGGGUAUCCACAGUGGGCCGGUAGUGGGAGGUGUGGUGGGUGCUUCUAUCCUCCGCUAUGAUGUGUUUGGAGACACUGUGAAUGUGGCAGCAAGAAUGGAGGCAACUGGACAGCCCAUGCGUAUACAUGUGAGUCAGGCCACUGCCACAUUGCUCAAGGAAUCUCAGUUUAUUCUAGAGCAGAGAGGGCGUGUGGAAGUCAAGGGAAAAGGGCUCAUGACAACAUAUUGGGUGGAGGGCAAAAAAGAUUCAGUGACCCCUCUGCUUCCUGCUCCUAGAGGUCAACCACCCCCUACCUCAGUGACCCAUCUGCCCCCCGCUCCUAGAGUUCGCGAACCCCCCAGCCUCAAAAGAGUAUCACCAGAACCACAUGAAUGGCCACUAGCUGAUCAACUCACUCGAAGGAGACAUACUGUCGACACAGUCAGCAAUAGACCCCCCACCAUGCCCAAUACACCCCCCACCAUGCAAUUGUCUGAGCUGAACCUGUUGAGAAUUCGUGAGAGCCUAUCUAUCCCAGUAGAGGGUCCCACUGUGGGGUGUCCCUCUGUGGGGUGUGUGCCUGUAGCCCCUCCCACUCUGUGGGGAGUGGAUGAUUUAAGAGGCCUUGUUGCCAUGGCAGAGGAGAGCGCUGGACAUGCUCGAGUUGUUGCUGACAUGGCAGCAGACAUGAUGAGACAUGUACCACCACCACCACCACCUAGUGAACAACCUCAGUCCUGCAAUAUCUUAUAGAACCUUGGGUACAGUCAUUGAAUCAUUUUUAUAUUUAUUUAAUUGUUUGGCAAUCAUUAGUUUUAUUACAAGAUAUUAAAUGAAGAUAAAGACA
Messenger RNA from Halichondria panicea, 2478 nucleotides. RefSeq names its product soluble guanylate cyclase 88E-like. The coding region runs from base 141 to 2384 and encodes 747 amino acids. Gene Ontology annotation, molecular function: guanylate cyclase activity; heme binding. The transcript has 8 exons. The record is from RefSeq and is a predicted model, not a curated record. Lineage: Eukaryota; Metazoa; Porifera; Demospongiae; Suberitida; Halichondriidae. Gene Ontology annotation, cellular component: guanylate cyclase complex, soluble. Gene Ontology annotation, biological process: cGMP biosynthetic process; nitric oxide-cGMP-mediated signaling; response to oxygen levels.